ACUACCCCGGUACUUAUACAGAAGAAGAUGGAAGACUUUUCCCAGAUCCAGAUUAUUCGUCACACGUUGACUACCGAUGGGGUUGUGAAGGACCAAAAGAAAACCAUUUGGAAGCUCUUAAAUGCCCCUGAUGGUGAGGAUGAGCCACAUUGAAGAAGAUAUAAAAUCAAGCAGCGCCCAUUAAUUGCAUCUCAUACUUAAUCAAGGAUCCUAGUAAGGCAAGGAAAAUUGAUGAUUUAAGACAGAAACUGAGUAUGCGGGGACUACACUGCCAUCCAAUGUACUGCAGGAGCUCAACGCGAAUGCAAAUUGUUCCUCUCCUUGCUUCUCAAGCACAAGCUCUCAGGUACCUUUUUGUAAGGUGGAGAUUGAAUGUUGCAAACAUGUAUGUGUUUCUUGGAGAAAGUGGAGACACUGAUUAUGAAGAAAUGAUAGCAGGGACUCACAAGAUCAUAAUCAUGAAUGGGGUGGUGGGAUUGGGUUCUGAAGAGCUGUUAAGAACAUCAGGAAGCUACCUGAUAGAUGACAUUGUUCCUCCUCAAAGCCUACCCGUCGCCAUUGUAAAUAUGCAAGCUCCAACAGCUGAUGAGAUUGCCACUGCUCUGAAGCAAGUCACCAAAUCUGCUGCUGGAAAGUGAUUAUAUGAUGUCACCGGAACCUGGGUCUAUGUAUUUUUUGAGAAGAAACGAGGCUUCCAUCAAGAAUGAAUUAAGGCGGAGAAUGAAACACAUCUAAACGAGGCCUAUUACUAAGAUUCCAGCUAGCCAACUGGAGCAUGCAUGGUAGUGUUUUUUCACAACAUAUUGCUUAAAGUAGCAACAUGGUAGUGUUUUUUUUUUUUUUGAAGGGAAAGACGACAAACUAUAUUAACUGAAACUGAGGAGUACAUGGUGUUUGGCUCCAAAACCAGUUGGCUUGCAAACUAUCUCUUUUGAGCGUGUGCGCAGGCAUGCCAGCACCGUGGGGUGCAGUCGUCGGGAAUCCCUUGACCUGACUUCU
Rosa chinensis is the source of this 999-nucleotide messenger RNA. Its product is annotated as probable sucrose-phosphate synthase 2. The transcript has 3 exons. NCBI's taxonomy places the organism in Eukaryota, Viridiplantae, Streptophyta, Magnoliopsida, Rosales, Rosaceae. The coding region runs from base 255 to 638 and encodes 127 amino acids. The record is from RefSeq and is a predicted model, not a curated record.